AUGACAGUAUCGUUAUUGGCCAAAAAAUAUGGUAUUUCAAAAUCAACUGUUUGUUUAAUAAAAAAGAAAAAAGAUGACAUUUUAGAAGCUGUAGACAAUAUGUUAAAUCCUUCUAAAAGACGUACCUUGAAGGUAUCUGUAUACAAAUUAAUGGAAAAAGAACUUUACAAAUGGUUUCUUAAACAAAGAGAGCGUAAUUUAGCUUAUUUAUUUAAAGCACAUAAGUUUAAUUUAUGUGGAAACGAAACAUUUACAGCUAGUGAUGAUUGGAUGCAGAGAUUUAAGACCCGUUAUGGCAUUCGAUUUCUAAAAAUAACGGGAGAAAAAUUAUCUUCUCAGCCGGAAUUGGUCGACCCAUUUAAACAGAAAUUAUACAGAAUUACACAAGAACUAAAUUUAAGUCACCAACAAAUAUAUAAUGCAGAUGAGACGGGAUUAAUUUGGAAACUCCUUCCCGAAAAGACUUACGUUUCUUUAUCAGAAAAAACAGCCCCAGGGUUAAAAAUUGCAAAGCAAAAAUUAACUUUCUUAGGCUGCACAAAUGCUACAGUCCAACAUAAAUUGACACCUCUUAUUAUUGGAAAAUCUAGGAACCCGAGAGCAUUAAGUAAAUUCCAAAAUCCUGUGAAUUACAAACAUUCAAUAAAUGCAUGGAUGACUUGUGAAAUCUUUAAGGAGUGGUUUUUUGAGAAUUUUGUCCCUGAGAUAAAGAAGUUUUUAAAAUCCCAUGGGUUGCCUCCAAGAGCCAUUCUUCUACUAGAUCAUGCUCCUAGUCACCCACCAAAAGAGAAGCUAAGAACAGCCGAUGGAAUGAUAUUCGUAAUAUUCAUGCCUCCCAAUGUCACACCAUUAAUACAACCGCUAGAUCAGAACGUUUGA
Messenger RNA from Onthophagus taurus, 879 nucleotides. The record is from RefSeq and is a predicted model, not a curated record. Lineage: Eukaryota; Metazoa; Arthropoda; Insecta; Coleoptera; Scarabaeidae.